GUUGAUAUAUCGUGGCGACUUUAAUCUCGACGUGUCGACAAUAAAGUUGAAAUUAGUUCAAGAGAGCCAACCGCUGCACAGGAUACAUGCACAGAAUCCAGAAUCAGACAUGCCUUGUGUAGAUGAUUUGGUCAAAUUGUACUUUAGAAUCGGGUUUAGCAAUAAGGAAAUCCUCUGUCUUUUAGCCCAGAACCACAGUGUGAUUAUUAGUGUAAGGACGCUGAAAAGGUUGUGCCGAAAACAUCAACUUUUCAGAAGGAAAAAUCAUACAAACUUGGAAGAAGUGGCCGCAUUCUUGCAUACUGAAAUUGCUGGAAAUGGGCAGAUGCAAGGAUAUCGAUGGUUACAUCUGCGUGCAAUACAGAGAGGUUAUGUUGUAUCGCAAAAUACAAUAAGACAAUUGAUCAAGUUGCUUGAUCCUGAAGGGGUGGAGUACAGGCGUGCGCGGCGCCUGAGACGCAGGCAAUAUCACAGCAAAGGUCCCAAUGCGCUCUGGCAUAUGGAUGGGUAUGAUAAGCUAAAGCCAUACGGCAUUGCCAUCAGUGGUUGCAUUGACGGUUUUAGUCGCUAUAUUGUGUGGAUGGAGGCCUACAUAACAAACAACGAUCCAAAAGUAAUUGCCGACUACUUCGUCUCAUCCACAACUCGCUUGGGAGGAUGUCCGGAGCGACUGCGCGCUGACAGAGGGACGGAAAAUGGGCACAUCGAAAACAUGCUUAUCUUCCUGCGCAGGAAUCACACAGACUCUUUCGCAGGAGAACGAAGUUUCAUCUAUGGACGCAGCACUGCAAACCAGCGAAUUGAAUCCUGGUGGGGGGUCUUGAGGAGACAGAGUGUACAGUUCUGGAUCAACCUUUUCCAAACUCUUCAACGUGAUGGGCAUUUCUCAGGGGAUUUCUUGGAUAAGAGUCUGAUCCAAUUCUGCUUUCUAAAUCUAGUUCAGGCUGAACUUGAUGAAGUCGUGCAAACCUGGAAUUCACACAAGUUGACAGCAAGGGCAGGCCAGGGUGUGACUGGAGGUCGCCCUAUUUUGAUGUACACUCUACCACAGAUGUAUGGUGGUGAGGACCAUCUCAAGACAAUUGACAAGGAAGAGCUGGACCUUUGUAAGGAGGAAUGCACCCCCAAAAGUCAAUACCCAUGUGAUGAGACUGUAUUUGAGCUCUGCUGUCUUCUGAUGCAAGAAAAUGGAUGGGAUGCUCCAAGAGAUGCAUUUUCUGCUGCUGAACUGUACACUUCAUUGAGAACUGAAAUACUGUUUCAUUUGUAA
Molecule: messenger RNA, 1270 nt
Organism: Cyprinodon tularosa
Lineage: Eukaryota; Metazoa; Chordata; Actinopteri; Cyprinodontiformes; Cyprinodontidae
Exons: 2
Coding region: 110-1270 (386 amino acids)
Molecular function (GO): nucleic acid binding
Source: RefSeq, a predicted model, not a curated record